Messenger RNA from Sordaria macrospora k-hell, 972 nucleotides. Its product is annotated as 90S preribosome/SSU processome component KRR1. Gene Ontology annotation, molecular function: RNA binding. The record is from RefSeq and is a predicted model, not a curated record. NCBI's taxonomy places the organism in Eukaryota, Fungi, Ascomycota, Sordariomycetes, Sordariales, Sordariaceae. Gene Ontology annotation, cellular component: small-subunit processome; nucleolus.
AUGCCGUCCAUACACAACAAGGACAAGCCGUGGGAUACCGACGAUAUCGACAAGUGGAAGGUCGACCCCUUCACCAAGGAUGAAUCAUCCGGCCCCUUCCUCGAGGAGUCUUCUUUCAUGACCCUUUUCCCCAAGUACCGAGAGCGUUACCUACGAGACUCGUGGCCUCUCAUCACCAAGGCCCUCGACAAGCAAGGCAUCACCGCAGUUCUCGAUUUGGUGGAGGGUUCCAUGACAGUAAAGACAACAAGAAAGACAUUCGACCCCGCAGCCAUCCUCAACGCCCGCGAUCUCAUCAAGUUGCUGGCCCGUUCAGUACCAGCCCCCCAAGCGAUCAAGAUUCUCGAAGACGGCAUGGCCUGCGACAUCAUCAAGAUCCGCAGCAUGGUACGGAACAAGGAGCGAUUCGUCAAGAGACGCCAAAGAAUUCUCGGACAGAACGGCACAACACUCAAAGCUCUCGAGCUUCUCACACAAACAUACAUUCUCGUACACGGCAACACAGUGUCGGUAAUGGGUCCUUUCAAGGGUCUCAAGGAGGUCAGGAGGGUUGUCGAGGACACCAUGAACAACGUUCACCCUAUUUACAUGAUUAAGGAGUUGAUGAUCAAGCGCGAACUCGCAAAGGAUCCCGCCCUCGCCCACGAAGACUGGUCCCGCUACCUCCCCAACUUCAAGAAGCGCACGCUCUCCAAGCGUCGCGUCCCCCACGUCGUCAGCGACAAGGCCAAGAAGAACUACACACCCUUCCCGCCCGCACCCGAGAAGAGCAAGGUGGAUCUCCAGAUCGAGUCCGGCGAGUACUUCCUCGGCAAGGAGGCCAAGCAGCGCGUCGCCGAACAGGAGCGCGCCGAGAAGGCCAAGGCGAAGAAGGAGGAGAAGAAGCGCGAGAGGGAGAAGGAGUACGUGCCGCCCGAGGAGGCGGGGGACAAGAAGGUGAAGAAGAGGAAGACGGAGAAGAGCAGCGAAUGA